AUGGCAGUAAAUUAUUUUUUCUGCCUCGUUGCAGCCAAGGCGAAAGCUUUCACGGGCUACCUCAUGUUCAUGGAGGACAUAAUUCAAAAGUCGCAUUUUAUAGCUUCGAAAGGAUUCUCGGGCAGCAGUAUCCUAGUGCUUUGUUUUGCCAUCUUAUACAGCGCAUCGAGUUUGUAUGGGACAUUACUGUGGGGUUUCGACGCGCCGGGGUAUGUGAUACAGGCACAGAAUGUGUCUGCUUCAACGCUGGAGAAUUCGUUGAUGGAAACCCGAGCAUAUAUCGUUAAUCUAGACAUGAAUCGCAAUAAUUUAGCCAAUUUGGAUCAGGAGAUGCCGCAUAUGAUUGGCGCAAAUCUGUACAAGACUGGAUCAAACUACACCUUGACUUCAGAUAUCAAUCGCGGUAAUGCUGAACUCACGACGCCUACACAGACACUGGUUGGGGGAAGGAUUUGGUUGGAUGCAGAAGGGCUUUCUGUGUCCCCAGAUACCGCUGCGUCGGUGUCGUAUACAACAGAUCAGAACGGUACUAUGGUUUCGAUGGAUUGUCCCCUACAAGAAGUUGGUGUUGGUGUUGGGCAGUACUGGAACUGUACUGUCAAUAAUACUUUCGUCGAUCCACUGCUCCGGGCCGUUAUUGGGCAGCCAGAAAUACACUGGGAUGACACGUCGGAUGAGGCGUUCGAUUCCCGCUACCUAAAACCUGAGCGACAGAGAAACAUCUGGGCUUCGUUCGGUCAAGGAGGCGGCACUGCUAUGAUGAAGCAAAUGUUUACCAUCACAAAGGGAACGAGACGACAUACCUUUAUCGAAACGACAUUUCGGACCACAAUGUUAACAGUGCCCAGUGUCCCAUUUUCGAGUUAUGAAUUGACGGAUAUCUUGAAGAGGACAUGGAGCACCAACAUCACGGAGCAGCAGGCUCCACUUCUUACACGUCUCUCGAAUUCCAUUCAGAGUGCACAAAGUAACGAUAAGAGCUUUCUGUUCGGAACCAACGAUGCUCAUAAUGUGACUACUACGCAAGUCACUUGGGAGUAUCUUACACCCGAGGUGGGUGGAGAAGCAGCAUACUCACUGCUCCGGAUCACACUCACAAACAUCACCGUCGUGAGAUCUGAAAACAUUCCGGUGGCUCCUACCCCCUUCGCACUUUGCGAUGCGGCUUACUCGAAUGUCGCAUAUGGCGGCGUAGUCACCGGAACGGACUGCGUACUUGCGAAACUAGGAAGACCAAAACAGUUCUUCGGCCAAGUCGAUACGUCUGCUGUACUCAUCCUGAAUGGCCUUGGAGAUGGAAGAUCGAACCUCAGUGCAACCGCACUGGACGAGACGAUUUAUGAAUGGGCGAGUAUGAAUUCGGAACGCAUGAACGACUUGCUGCUCGCGCGUGGGUAUAUCGUCAGCAUCGACCCUUCUCUCGUCACGGUAGAGAGGGGUGUAUUGAAGCCGGCUAUCUCGUAUCUGCAGAUGUUUCUGUGUCUCCUUGCCCUGGUUCUGUUUGGCAUAGCAUGGUUGAGUCUCAGACUGCUCACCACGUCCCAUUGGUCGAGCUCCCUCCUUUUAAAUAUCCUUGCUCCCAUGAACAAUAAGAGUGGUGCGCCUGGAUAUGUAUACUCGGUCCCUGAUAUCCUGCUUCAGGAGACUGGGGCCGGGAAACACGUUGCAGUCAACGGUUCACUCCUACGGUUUGAUGCUGGAGCACCAGGAGGACAGCUUUCACCAUCAUCUUUGAUGAGCUAUGAACAAGUUCCGCAGCAGCCGAAAGAUCCAAUGACGGUUCACGAAGGGGAGGCUUUCUUGCCGCAAUACCAGCAGCCGACAUACCCCCCAAAACCUUGA
This is a messenger RNA of Lachnellula hyalina, 1842 nucleotides long. RefSeq lists its product as uncharacterized. The coding region runs from base 1 to 1842 and encodes 613 amino acids. Lineage: Eukaryota; Fungi; Ascomycota; Leotiomycetes; Helotiales; Lachnaceae. The transcript has 2 exons. The record is from RefSeq and is a predicted model, not a curated record.